This is a messenger RNA of Fusarium keratoplasticum, 291 nucleotides long. Its product is annotated as EKC/KEOPS complex subunit GON7. The coding region runs from base 1 to 291 and encodes 96 amino acids. The transcript is spliced from 2 exons. The record is from RefSeq and is a predicted model, not a curated record. NCBI's taxonomy places the organism in Eukaryota, Fungi, Ascomycota, Sordariomycetes, Hypocreales, Nectriaceae.
AUGGGCAGACAGGGCUCCAACAUGUCGCAGCCAGCUCUCACCGCAGACUACUCCUCCCCUCUCAGCGAGCCCUUCACCGUCUCCCACACCCUCCCCGCCAUCUCCUCCUCCCCCUCCACCUCCGACAAGACGUCCUACCUCGAAGCCCUCCGCGCCUCGAUCGCAGACACCCAGGCCACGAUAAACAAGGAGCUCACAGCUCGAAUGGAGCAAGACAAGGCACGAGACGCCGCCGCCGAGGCGAAAGAGGAGGAGAAUUACGGCGAGGAGGUGCAAGAGGAGGAGGACUGA